Momordica charantia (bitter melon) is the source of this 1669-nucleotide messenger RNA. RefSeq names its product 26S proteasome non-ATPase regulatory subunit 4 homolog. Gene Ontology annotation, molecular function: polyubiquitin modification-dependent protein binding. NCBI's taxonomy places the organism in Eukaryota, Viridiplantae, Streptophyta, Magnoliopsida, Cucurbitales, Cucurbitaceae. Gene Ontology annotation, cellular component: nucleus; proteasome regulatory particle, base subcomplex; cytosol. The record is from RefSeq and is a predicted model, not a curated record. Gene Ontology annotation, biological process: proteasome-mediated ubiquitin-dependent protein catabolic process.
GGUUUAGGCAGCAAGCAAACUUCAAGCAAAGAUCGAACUCGAAGUAUAGCAUAGCGCCAGCUUCGUCUUCCACAGUUCUACGUCUUCUGGUUCUGCAACGAUGGUGCUCGAGGCGACUAUGAUCUGUAUUGACAACUCCGAAUGGAUGCGGAACGGCGAUUAUUCUCCUUCAAGAUUUCAAGCUCAAGCAGAUGCCAUCAAUCUUAUUUGUGGAGCUAAGACGCAGUCUAAUCCGGAGAAUACGGUUGGGGUUCUGACAAUGGCGGGAAAAGGUGUUCGUGUGCUCGUCACUCCCACCACUGACCUUGGCAAGAUACUGGCAUGCAUGCACGGUUUGGAGAUAGGUGGUGAGAUAAACCUGGCAGCUGGCAUCCAGGUGGCUCAGUUAGCUCUUAAGCAUCGUCAGAACAAAAAGCAGCAACAAAGAAUUAUAGUCUUUGUUGGAAGUCCUGUUAAACAUGAGAAGAAGUCAUUGGAGAUGAUAGGAAGAAAGUUGAAGAAGAACAAUGUGGCCCUUGAUAUUGUUGAUUUUGGCGAAGAAGAUGAUGGCAAACCUGAGAAAUUGGAAAGUCUUCUUGCAGCCGUGAACAGUAACGACACCAGUCACAUUGUUCAUGUUCCUUCUGGUCCAAAUGUGCUGUCUGAUGUACUCAUCAGUACUCCAAUCUUCACUGGAGACGGGGAAGGUGGAAGUGGUUUUGCAGCAGCUGCUGCAGCUGCUGCUGCGGGUGGUGUAGCUGGUUUUGAUUUUGGGGUUGAUCCCAACUUAGAUCCUGAACUUGCCCUUGCUCUUAGGGUUUCUAUGGAAGAGGAGAGGGCCAGACAGGAGGCAGCUGCUAAGAAGGCUGCAGAGGAUACGGCAAAGCAAGAUAAAGGAGUUGAGCAGCCAUCUGGCUCACAGGAUGCAACUAUGACUGAGCGUCCUGGACUUGCAACUUCUGAUGCUGAAAACAAGACUACUGAUUUAAUGGACGAUGAAAAUGCUCUGCUACAACAAGCUCUUGCUAUGUCAAUGGAUAAUCCUUCUGCAGCGAGUGACAUACGAGACAUAGACAUGUCAGAAGUUGCAGCAGACGAUCCUGAAUUGGCACUUGCUCUUCAGUUGUCUGUGCAGGAAGCUUCCAGUGACUCAAGCCAGUCAGAUAUGAGCAAAUUAUUGGCCGACCAGUCUUUUGUUUCUUCUAUUCUAGCUUCACUUCCAGGCGUAGACCCAAAUGAUCCUUCCGUAAAAGAUUUGCUCGCCUCCAUGCAAAGCCAGUCAGAGGACAAGAAAAACGAAGGCAAAGAAUCAAAGGAAGAUGAGAAAUGAGGCAUUUUCGAGCUCAGUUCCCAGCCAUGUUUUAAACUCGGGAAUUCACAAACCCGUCAGGGAAGAGAUGCUCGACACCAUUAUUCUCAUUUGUCACCUGUCUCUAAAUUGUUAUAUUUUCAUGAUAAAUUAUGUGGUAGGUAUGUGCUGCAAUGUACCAUCCCUCCAUCGUGUAUCUUAUCUUGAUUCAUUAUCUUCAUUAUUACAGAGGCCAUAGAAGUCGUUCACAUGUGAUAGGGCAGGGCUGCUAGCUUUGGACCAUUUGUCUCUUCGCAUGCCCAUUUUAAACAUUUUGAUUAUUGAGUGAAAAUGGCAUGUUUGCCCUUUCCGAAGUAGAAACAAAGAAAUUUGUUUGCGAAA